CUUGGGUUUGAUGGCUAUGUUAUGGUUGAGCGCAUUCAUGUGUAAUACUCAAUCAUCAUUUCGAUUUACUCAUUGUUUGAGUUUAUCCGAUUUCUUGCGUCUUGUCGCGAGUUAUCUGUUCUGCAUAAUUCCUAUGAACGUGCGUGUGAACCUACAUGGGAUCUUGACUAGGAGUGAGUGAGCAUGUUGAACCGUUAAUGUUCUUGUUACUUACCUACGUUAUGCACGCGAUGAUCAAGUUGUUUGGAGGAUCAAUGAUUGCCGACGUCGAAGUGUGUUGGCACUGAGGUGGUAGCGUGAAGACAUGGGCGGAGGUGAAUGCUCAUACGACUGGGGCAAUCGACGGGAGCGGUCGUACGAUGGCCGAAGUAGGAGCCAAGAUGAACCCGAUCGAGGACGCUCCUCCGACACGGAUCGACGGGAGCAAAGGACUGGUGGAGGUGGUAACGAUGGCGGGCGUAGACCCGGGCCACCCCCGAUAUGCUUCGGGUGUAAGGUGCUCGGGCAUUAUCGGAGUGACUGUUGGGCCGAUCCAUUGUCCCGACGGCAAGCGAAGCGAGAUGGGUACACGUGUCCCCCGGAGCACGAACGGCGCGGAAUAUCAGUCUCCCCAAGGAGGAGCCACGACGCAUCACUGGAGAGGUCGCCAUCGGUGGACUUGAAGACUACCUCCAAGUUGGAGGAAUUGGGGGAAAGCGUCCAGCAGCUCCGGGAGUUUGUUGACCUUGUGAAAACAAGGCAGACCGAGAAAGAGAGACGGCGACAGGAGAGGGAGGAGGCAAAACAACGUGAAGAAGAAGAAAGGAGAGCCGAAGAAGCAAGGGCCGCGAAGAAACGAGAGAAGCAAAGGCGUUGUGAGGAGGAGCAAUUGGCUAUGACAAAGGCGGUCGAAUUGCAGUUAGCCAUGCGCUUGAGUUUGAUCCAUGAAGAUAUUAAGAGCGGAGUCAGGAAGUGCGUUGCUAAGGGUAAAGAGGCCGUAGUCGAAGAUCUACCAUCAACCUCCGGGAACAGCAGCGAAGCCGUGGAGAUCGUAACGAAUAGCGAUGAUACGAACAAGUUGGUCGCUGCGGAGAAACGCAAACGUGGAGAAGAUAUCCUGGUGGGUGACAGCCCACCCGUGAUUACACCAACCAAGUGAUUGAGCAAGCGUACCGGGAUUCGAUCGAUCCGCUUUUCAGAGCGCUUGCGGCGUAUA
This is a messenger RNA of Chara braunii, 1195 nucleotides long. The record is from the annotation of a GenBank genome assembly. NCBI's taxonomy places the organism in Eukaryota, Viridiplantae, Streptophyta, Charophyceae, Charales, Characeae.